Rhopalosiphum maidis (corn leaf aphid) is the source of this 2118-nucleotide messenger RNA. RefSeq names its product SET and MYND domain-containing protein 4-like. The record is from RefSeq and is a predicted model, not a curated record. The coding region runs from base 166 to 2073 and encodes 635 amino acids. The transcript has 5 exons. Lineage: Eukaryota; Metazoa; Arthropoda; Insecta; Hemiptera; Aphididae. Gene Ontology annotation, molecular function: protein binding.
CUAUAGUCCGUUAAUCGACAUUUCGUUUGUUUCGGUACCGUCAUUUUUUCGGUUGCCGUUAUCCGGUUAUCCAGUGUUCGGCCUCGCGGUGAUCGGGUACGCUUUGGCGCUCCGUUCGAGUCAUAACUCAUAAUAUAGGCAGAAUCUAAUAACUCGUUUGACAUAAUGGAGUACGACAAUUUUUUGCACUAUUCCCGUCAGCUACAGAUGGCUAACGCAUUGGGUGACGUUUACGUGCACCUGUCGACGUUGAAGACGGCCAAAAGCCAAUUCAUGUUCACGCGCUCUUUGCUCCACAAACAUAAAAUGUUGACUACGACGUUAUUUGUUGACAUGGAGUACAAUAAUGAAGCCACGUCUACGAUUAUUCGACAAAAAGGCAACGAUUUUUUCAGGGCCAAGGAAUUAAGGAAGGCCGUUGACACGUAUUCUAUGUGUUUGUCAGGUAGCGACCCGAUCACCGAGUGCCACGCGCUCGCACUGGGCAACCGAGCAGCCGCGUAUUUCCACUUGGGCAUGUUCGAAGCUUGCUUGAAGGACGUGCGCGCGGCCAUGAUGUCCCAGUAUCCGGACAAACUCGCGUACAAACUGUUCGAGAGAGCCGGGAGGGCAGAAUGUAUGUUGGGCCUCGCCAAACAGGCGAAGGAGAGUUUCACCGAGUGUUUGAAACGACUGGACAAAGUGGACAUGUCCGCGGAAAACAAGUGUAAGUUUCGAGAGGCGAUCAAUAUAGCUGUGGCUCAGUGUGAGGCGCGGCUGGAAGAGCGGAAAAGGACUAAGAAAGUUCCUCCCGCCGAGCAGCUGGUUGGUGGAAAAAAUGAAAACAUUCCAGCGCUGUCAGCCUUUGUGGAAUUAAAAAUGUCUAAGGAUAUGGGACGUGGUGUUUAUGCUACUCACGACAUUAACCCAGGUGAUGUUGUGGCCAUAGACGAACCUUACAUUUGUGGGCCUAUUUCAGAUCAUACAGAAGUUUGUCAUUAUAGUGGUUGCCUGAAAUUGGACGUAGCUCUUUUUCCCUGUCCAAGAUGUUUUUUGGUUUAUUACUGCAAUAAAGACUGUAUGAAAAAAGCUAAAAAAGAAGGACACUAUUAUGAAUGCCCAAUCAUGCGUUUCAUCAAAACAACACCAGGAAUAACAAGAAUGAAUGAACUUGCUAUGAAGUGGUUUUUAAAAGAAUAUUUAAAAAUGGGUCCAAAAAAGUAUUGUUUGGCAGUCAAUAAUUUUUCUAAAUCUAAACUAGAUCCUAAAACAAGGGGUUUUGAUGAUAAUGGUCAAUAUAAGUCUGAUAAUUUUUUAACAGCUUAUUCUUUGGAUAGUGGUGUAGAUAAACUGUCUAUAGAUGUUUUGUUUUUUUUUAACUGUAUUGCAGUUAAUAUGUUGCAUUAUUUGAUAUUAAGUGAAUUCAAAAUUCCAGAAAGUUGUUUAGGUAUUGUGGGUGCUUCCUUUGUGCGAAUUCUAACUGUAUUAGAUUUAAAUUGUAGAAAAUUAAACAUCAAUGCCCCUUCUCUUUCUUUUGAUCAAGUUUCCCAGAUUACUCUUGUAAUAGCAUUUACUUUGUAUCCAACCAUUUCCUUGUUCAACCAUUCUUGUGAUCCAAAUAUAAAACGGAGUGGAGAAUUAACUGACAGAGUAAGGGUUAUGAAAGCUAUUCAACCAAUUCCCAAAGGAACUCAGUUGUUCUGUACUUAUGGAAUAAUGUUUAGAGGACAUAAUAAAGAAUCAAGGCAAAAAUUAUGCAAGGAUCUAUUUAAGUUUGACUGCCACUGCCCACCUUGCAAAACAAAUUGGCCAACCUGUCAUUAUAUACCAAAUCGUCUUUCUACGUUAAAUCUUCUAAAUCCUACCAUGGUAAAUACUGUACAAUUGGAGUGCAAAAAGUUUUUAGAAUUCUCGAAGUCAGUGAAACCAGAAGAUUAUCGUCAGCAUUUAAAUUAUUUGUAUUCAUUUAUUAAGCUAUUGUUUAAUAAUGUUAAACGACCAUUUGAAUUAUAUGAGGAUUGUCUUGAAAUGAUAUAUAAUGCUCAUAUCAUGCAUACCGAUGAAAUAAUAAGAUGUUGUGAAUUUCCAGUUUGAUAUUUUAUUUUUCUAAUGAGUUUAUUAAAAGUUAAAUAUUUGUUA